Rhineura floridana is the source of this 1613-nucleotide messenger RNA. Its product is annotated as Golgi-associated RAB2 interactor protein 4-like. Lineage: Eukaryota; Metazoa; Chordata; Lepidosauria; Squamata; Rhineuridae. The transcript is spliced from 8 exons. The record is from RefSeq and is a predicted model, not a curated record. The coding region runs from base 1 to 1440 and encodes 479 amino acids. Gene Ontology annotation, cellular component: nucleus.
AUGGGGGGGCCCUUCCCCAUCUGGAAUCAUCAGCCAGUAUUUUGUGACCCAAGGGAUGCCUUGUGCCAUGUUAAUCAGCAAGGCCCUAUAACUCCUGAGUCUCCACUCAGUCCCACAGCCAUGAACACGUACCCUGCAGGGACUAAGCAGAAGGGCUUGCAGAAUCUCACCAAAGGUAUCCAUGAGCAGCCUUUCUCUGGCUGGGCCCCAACAACUGGCAAUCUGCAGGAGGUGCUGCGGCAGCCUGAAUACCAUCUAUUGGGAGAUGCACCAAUCUUCGAGGGCAGCUUUGUGCAGGUAACCAAGAGGGGUGAAUACAUUGGCAUCCACAACCACCCCAAUCUAAUCACCAUGGGUGUUUUAGCCAGCAGCCCAUCUCUACUACUUCCUGACCUGAUGAUCAUGGCCCAAGUAAAGAAAGGUGUCAAAACCACAAAGGCAAAGGUGAAAGACCUGGAGAUCACUCGGUUGAUCCCUCUACACCUGGUGGAGAUUUUUGUGCAUAACGUGAAUGAGCGACAGCUGAAAGUAAAGUUGGCAACAGGGCGAAAAUAUUAUCUGCAACUCUGUGCCCCCAAAGGGGAUGAGAACUUCCUCUUUGAUCGCUGGAUGCGCCUUGCUUACCUGUUGCACGUGGCCAGCGGCAGGAUCAGUGAUCCAGUCAGCUUCACCUCUAAGGAAUCGGGGCUUCACACGAUAUGGAAGAGUGCUAGCUUGCGUGCUACAUCUGAGAAGCAGCCUUGGCUCCCAGGCACCAUGGGUGCACAGUCCGCGGAAAAGCUGAAGGAGCAGCUACGUCAGGCCAGCUUGGCCAGGAGCAUGUCAAGAUCCACGGAAAGUGACCUUGCUUCACAACACAGCAUCCUCAAAUCAGGUUUUGCUUCUCAAGGAUCAGUUGGAAUCUCACCCAAAAAGCAGGUGGCUGUCAAGCCUUCCAAACGUGUAACAAUCUCAGGCGUGAUUGGCCCAUCAGGGAAAAGUGUCCCGGAGGAGAAGAAGGAGGAAGAAGAGGCAGGGAAUCCUGAGCUCCACACAGUUGACAAUCUGAGGAUGGAUGCAGGCUCCAGUGCAGCAGCUAUGAUGGGGACAGAUACAGACCGCCCACCCCCACAGUCCCACGCUUCAAUGGGAGAAGGAGCCCCUGAGGCAAAGAGUCCUGCAGUUGGGGGUGGCAACUCAGAAGCAGCUGAAUUCUCAAGGCCAGGCAGCCAGAUCAUUGCCAGGGAGCCUGGUGUGGCAAACGUGACUUUCCAGAAGUCUGACCAGAUCAAGGAUGUGGGACAGCCCAGCACUCCCCGCCUGGAGGAUCAGGGUUGCCAGGUCUCCGGUUUCCUGCCGGAGUCUCAGGGAAAAAGGGGCCGUCUCCGGCCUCCGGCUAUACUUCGUUUAAAAAGGUGGAUCUCCGGCUUUUCAGCGGCCCCCUCAGCCACGCAUGCGUGACUGACACACGCAUACGUUGGGCUGUGGCUGGCCGCCUUCCCGCCCUUUCUCAGUCAGCCGGGGACUGCAGACACAGGAGGACGAAGCGGCUGCCAGCAGGUGCCUCAAGAAGACUCGAGCUGCCGCCGUCAUUGCAUGGAAGCUGCCUUGGCACUGGGUCGACAAGCCGAAAG